GAAGGUUCCGUAGCUCCGCCCCGCGGCGGAUUUAUUCCUGCUGCUGUUGUGGUUCGUUCGACCCGGUUGAUUCGAAUGAGCGACAUCGGCUGUUGACGAUGAGUAGGGAGAACAACAACAACAAGAAUAAGAAUAAGAGGUCGUAGCAGUAUUAACAGACUGUUACAGGAGCCAUGGCAUGUUAGCGUGUCUUACCGUGAUUCGCUCAUGUCCCGUUAUUUCACUCUCGACUGCUGCUUCCUUCUGUAGUACUGACUAGUGAGUAGUUUUGCUAGAACAUGAAACUUCGAUCGAGGAGCACUGGCGUGGCGGUGGCGGUGGGGACUCCGCGCAAAAAAUGCCAGCUUUCCAGAAGAGCCCCGGCGGCUCGCCGUGGGCGAACGAAGGUUGCUACCCAAGAGAACCCUGCAGAAUGCUCCGAUGAGGAGGACGUGCCAGUGGUCAGAAGGUCUUCCAUCAUGAAAGCAAGGGCCAGACGAAAGCCUUGGCCAUCAGACAACAGCAAAGGUGCGACAUUUCAUCAAGAGGAAGCAAUGAACCCAGACCAGUGUUUCUUUGGUUAUAGUACAUUUAGCCCUGUGAAUAAAAUGGAAGACGAUAACCGAGUGUUUAACCCUUACACUUUCAUCAAAAACAUUCCAUCACAGUCUCUGCUGUCAAAGCCUUGUGUGCGGGAAAUCCCACUGAAGACAAGGAGCACCCCUGAAGCCACACUUGUCUUAGAUCUGGAGGAGACGCUUGUGUACAGUUCUCUUAGCAUGAUUGCAAAGGCCAGCUACACUUUUGACAUACAUUUUCAGGAUUGUGAAUACAAAGUCUACCUGAUUCUAAGGCCAUAUGUCAAAGAAUUUUUGAACAGAAUGUCAAAACACUUUGAGAUCUUUGUGUAUACUUCUGCUAAGAAAGAAUAUGCAGAAAAAAUCUUGGAGAUACUGGACUCUGAAAAAAAGUCCUUUAGACAUCGUUUGUACCGUGAGGACUGUUUUUGUGUUCUUGGCCACUAUGUAAAGGACCUGGGUGUACUGGAAAGGGACCUGGCGAAGACAGUGGUUUUAGGCACCGCACCCCACACUUUCCCGUACCAUGUAAUGAACAUGAUUCCUAUUAAGAGCUGGACAGGAGACAAGGAGGACAAAGAGCUGCAGAAGCUGGUUCCAUACCUUGAAAAACUGUCCGAAGCUGCUGAUUUUCGACAUGUGUUGAAGAGAAGGACAGACCAUUUGCACAGGCUGCUCUCUGAAGACUGAGAGUUGGCCUCGAUUAAUGACGCUUUCCUCCUCUGCUUGUUUACAUCACCUCGCAACCUUGUUCAAUAAUGCACUUCUCUCAUACUGUAAUACUCACUGAACGAUGGUAUGGAGAGUAAGAUCUGGUUCGAAACAAUGUUUUUCAUGGGAGUAUAUUGUAGGGGCUGCCCUAGGGAACCGUGUAUGUUGUAGAAAAUAUUCAUAAUAUUUUUAAAUAGUCUGAUAGACUUGGUGAUCUAAUGUUGACUUCCUUUAUGAAAAUAGAAGUUGACUUUGUUGGAGAAAUGUAUUUUUAUUUACAAAAGAGUAGAACUUGAUUUAAAAGAUGCAGCAUUUCAGCAGAACUUCUUGAAACGUGUUAAAAUAGUGCAAAGGCAGUAAGUAUCAUGUUUUAAUACGGAUGAACAUUUAAAGUAUUUAUACAUUUCUUUUUCAAAGAAUUCUGUACUGUUAAGAAAAUUGUUUUACUUUACAUGUAAACACACGGUCUUAUCAGAUAUUUUUGCAUCUGUGUCUGUAUAUUGUUUAAGUUUUUUUUGUAAAUUAUCUGUUGUGAAUAAAUUAAUUCUAAGUAUUAAUUUGACUUGAAUGGCAUGGAACUAGAACUCAUGAACUGUUAUUAUGAAUGACUUACUGAUGAUAGUUUUGUUUGCCUCCUCCACCCCUCCAUUAUGUGUUCUGUGCUCUCUUUGUAUGUUUCAUAGUUAUUACUCUUGCGAGAAUUCAGUAAUGUAAUGAAGUAAUACAAUGUUCAAAAGAUUUUGUAUGUCUUGAGUACAUGUUUCAAGUGCUUAAACAGUAUUACUGUUUGAAAAAGUGUGUAACAUUUUACAGAUUGCAUGAGGGUUGCACUACAAAGAUGUUAUAAACAUGCGUUUUGGGCAAGGAAUUGUAAUCUACCUUUUAAAACAAUUUAAUGAAACUAUCAUUUAGAAAAUGCAAAUGAGAUUAUGGAAUAUUUAAUGGACGAUGCCAUUCUGUUUGGAAAUCCUUCUCUUGGGUUUCUUUUUUAAACUGCACUGCACCAGUGACUGAAAAUCACAGAGAAUGUGUCUAUUCUUAAGUGACCUAGAUGUCUGUUGUUCAGGUGUACCUCUGUAGGAAUUCUAAAAUAGUUUGCCCUUUGAGUUAGUUGUGGGGGUAGACUGAUUGAAGUGCUUUCAAACCUUCCAUCAAAUUCCAGCAGAUC
Molecule: messenger RNA, 2436 nt
Organism: Scleropages formosus (Asian bonytongue)
Lineage: Eukaryota; Metazoa; Chordata; Actinopteri; Osteoglossiformes; Osteoglossidae
Gene: ctdspl3
Product: CTD (carboxy-terminal domain, RNA polymerase II, polypeptide A) small phosphatase like 3
Exons: 10
Coding region: 279-1247 (322 amino acids)
Molecular function (GO): phosphatase activity
Source: RefSeq, a predicted model, not a curated record